AUGCUUCUCCAGCUUCUCCCCCGCGUGCUCGCUACAGCCGCCAUCCUCACCACCUCCGUUCGUGCCUCCCCCUUCCACAGUCUCGACACUCGCGGCUCAUUCAGUCUCGAUGCUCGAGACCUAUAUGUCCCAUCAACAACCUGCUCUCCCCUCGUCUACGGAGCAACAGCCGUAGUAAUGGGCAAUGUCUGCGUCGGCGUCUCCGGUGACAGCCUAACAAUCAUCUACACCGUAAACCCAGGCUGGACUAUCGAUGUCGUUCAUGCUUUGAUCACCACAUCCAUACCAACUGCAGCACAAGAUAUCCCUGGCCAGUUUCCAUACUCAAGUGAUAAAGGCUCUCCGCCAGUUUGCGUUAUUUCUGCAGACAAAACGACAAGUACUUGUACUAUACCGGUGCAAAGUGCAUGGCGAUGCGUUUGCAAGUUGGAGAUUGAUUAUUUCCCUGUCACGAGUACUUCUACAUCGGUCACUACGAUCACGACUUCAUCUACUAGCACGUAUCUGACGUCGACGACGGUAACAUACGAAACCAGUUCCACCAGUACAUACACAACCUCUACCACCGUUACCUAUCUCACGAGCACCACAAGCGAAUACUCUGCCAUAGGAUCCUCCACCUCAACCACAACAUCCACUUCUUUAAUCCCAACUACCAUCAGCUACGCUCCUACUACCACCACCAUCUCGUGCACCAACCCUGCAGUUAGUGUCAUUUACACGACUACGGUUGUUUAUGUUUAG
This is a messenger RNA of Glarea lozoyensis ATCC 20868, 744 nucleotides long. RefSeq lists its product as uncharacterized. Lineage: Eukaryota; Fungi; Ascomycota; Leotiomycetes; Helotiales; Helotiaceae. The transcript has 6 exons. The record is from RefSeq and is a predicted model, not a curated record. Bases 1 to 744 code for a protein of 247 amino acids.